AUGAAGAUGACGUGCAUAAGUGCGGGCGCUGCCAGUCGGAGUUCACCUCCUUGGAAGAAUUUGUGCAGCACAAAUUACAAAAGGUCUGCCAGCGAGCUCCAGAAGCUCUCGCUGCUGCGUCAGCAGGUCUCCUCAACCAAGAAGUCGUUCCUUCUGUGGAGGAGUCGAUAACUGUUGCUCAUAUAGUUGUUGAAGCAUCUUCAAUAGCAGAGGACAUCAGCAACGCAUCUGCUCUAGUAGGUAGUGGGCACAUCAAAGAAGUCAUUGUGGCAGGUGACCACGUUUUUGAAAACCCAAAUGGUCACGUUGAUGGGGAAGUCGCCGAGGAGCAAGGCAACCCCGACGAUCCGGAGCAGGAUCUUUCCACAGAACUGAUAAAGGUGAAGCUGCUGGUUAACAAAGAGGGGCGAUACGUGUGCGAAUUGUGCCAGAAGACGUUUAAAACGGCCAGCAUCCUCAAAGCUCACAUGAUCACGCACAGCAGCAGGAAGGACUAUGAAUGUAAACUCUGUGGAACGUCCUUCAGGACAAAAGGGUCUCUGAUCCGACACCACCGGCGUCACACGGAUGAGAGACCUUACAAAUGCAAGAAAUGUGGGCAAAGCUUCCGGGAAUCGGGAGCUUUGACUCGGCACCUGAAAUCUCUGACACCUUGCACCGAAAAAAUUCGCUUCAACAUGAACAAGGAAACAGUCGUCAAUAAAGAGGAUUUGCCAACAGGAUCCUGUAGUUCAAACACAGACACCGUUUCGUCAAUAGCGAGUGAAUCCUUCGAGACCUCACCCGUCAUUCAUCUUGUGACAGAUGCGAAGGGCAACAUUCUUCAUGAAGUCCACGUCCAAAUGCAGGAGCUUCCUGUCGUCGAUGCGAAAUCCUUGGAUCAAGAUCAGUCACAUCCCGAGGAGCUGCCGUGUGAGGGGGAAGUGAACAGUGAGAACCUGCUGCGGCAGGCCAUGAGGAAUUCGGGGAUUGUGAUCGAGAGAGUCGCUGUGGAGGAGCUGCAGAAGCCCGAUCAGCCUGCCGGGGCUGCUGCAGAAGAGCUAGACAGCGCAGCGGUGGAAGCAGAAGAGGAGGCGUGUGGGGAACAGUGUGUGGAAGUCGAACAAGCAGAGUCUGUAUAGGCAGAGCGAACAAACGGCUACAAGCGUUACCUUUGCCCUCAGUGCAACGAAGCCUUCAGCGAUGCUUCUUCCUUUGAAACGCACAUCAAAGCUCAUUUAGAUUUCAAGCCUUUUAAGUGUGAGGAGUGCGGCAAAGAGUUCACCAAGGGCUACCUGCUGAAGAAGCAUCAAGAAGUGCACGUGAACGAGCGGCGCUUCCGCUGCGGCGAGUGCGGCAAGCUCUACAAGACCAUCGCCCACGUGCGCGGGCACCGCAGGGUGCAUUCCGACGAGCGGCCCUACCCCUGCCCCACCUGCGGCAAGCGCUACAAGACAAAGAACGCCCAGCAAGUCCACUUCCGCACGCACUUGGAGGACAAGCCCUACGUCUGCCAGUACUGCAGCCGGGGCUUUCGGGAGAAGGGCUCGCUGGUCCGCCACAUCCGCCACCACACGGGGGAGAAGCCUUUCAAGUGUUACAAGUGCGGGCGAGGGUUUGCAGAGCACGGCACCCUCAACAGGCACUUAAAAACCAAAGGUGGCUGCCUCCUUGCUUUGAAAGAGGUGGAAGAAGUGAUCGUGUCUGAGGAGAGUCAGUCAGCUGACAACUUGGCUGCGACAGUCAUUUCUGAAGAUCCUCACACUGUCCUGGUCGAGUUUUCUUCCGUGGUGGCGGACACUCAGGAGUACAUCAUCGAGACUGCUACUGAAGACAUGGAGACCAGCGAAGCUACCGAAAUAAUAGAGGGAACGAGACAUGAGGUCGACAGCCACAUUAUGAAGGUGGUGCAACAAAUAGUCAAUCAGGCAAACUCUGGUCACCAGAUCAUCGUGCAGAACGUCACCGUGGCAGAAAACUCGGGAGUAACCACAGAUGCUGCCGACACCAUCACCAUCGCCACCCCCGAGAGCCUGACGGAGCAGGUCGCCAUGACGCUGGCUUCCGCCAUCGGGGAAGGCGCCGUGCUCACCACGGAGGGUGGCAUCGAGGCGGAAGAAGCAACGGUGACGAUGGUGGCGUCCGAGGACAUCGAAAUCAUGGAACACGCAGGGGAGUUUGUGAUUGCCUCCCAGGACGGGGAGGUGGAAGUGCAGACUGUGAUUGUGUAAGGAGCAGCGUGCCGCUGGAGACAGGUGUUAACGUAAAGCUUCCUCUUUUUUCCAGUUUGGGGAAGUUGGUCAGUGCUAAGUCUGCCAUUA
This is a messenger RNA of Leptosomus discolor (cuckoo roller), 2300 nucleotides long. Lineage: Eukaryota; Metazoa; Chordata; Aves; Leptosomiformes; Leptosomidae. The record is from RefSeq and is a predicted model, not a curated record.